Molecule: messenger RNA, 2388 nt
Organism: Neopsephotus bourkii (Bourke's parrot)
Lineage: Eukaryota; Metazoa; Chordata; Aves; Psittaciformes; Psittacidae
Gene: CD34
Product: CD34 molecule
Exons: 8
Coding region: 240-1361 (373 amino acids)
Biological process (GO): cell-matrix adhesion
Cellular component (GO): membrane
Source: RefSeq, a predicted model, not a curated record
GGAGAAAAUUACCUAAGAGAUAGUGAGGUUGCCAUGAACUGUAUAAAACUGAAAGGAGAAACUCCACCUCGGUCUUGAACCAUAAGCACAACCCCUGAAGAGAAACCCACCCCACAAGUGAGUGAUCUCAAAGGCUUGAACUAAACCCAAGCAGCUCCAUGAGCUCAGAGCUGCUGCAGGACUGAAAGCGCAAGAGCUGUCACCGCCAGCUCCAGUUGUGGUGGGAGCUGCGAGCAGGAAUGCUGUUCUUGGGAAGUUUAAACAUCAUGAAGUGGAGGCAGCUUUGCUGGAUCGCGUUCUGUGUUGUGGAGUUGUGUGGUAAUGCUUGUGGGAGCUCCACAAACAGCCCCACACCGACGGCCGCAGCAUCGCAAGGCGCCAGCAGUGCAGCAGCCACCGGAGCUGCCCCUGCAGCCACCAGCAGCGCCCAGCUCACACCACAGACAUCUGCUGCUGCCAGGUUGCUGGCAGCCAGCCCCACAUCCCAGGGACCCAGCAGUGAGCAGCCGAGCCCCCAGCCCAGCCGAGCCCACACACAGGCACUGGGCACUCCUUCGGACCCAAACCACACCAGCGAAGGGGUCCCCACAUCUGAGAGCCCAACAACGCAUCCCAGCACCAUGGCAGAAACCCCAGGGUCUGUGCAGGCUCUGAUGAGCUCUCCUGCCACCACCUCGGGGCAUCCUCCCAUCCCGACUGCCACCUCUCCACUGCACACAGCCAGGGACAGCCUGAAGCCCAUCACGUGCCACAAUGUCAAAGAAGUGAGUGACACUGGAGCCAUCUGCCUGCAGCUCAACGAGACCAACACUUGUAAACACUUCCUAGAGAUGAAGGGAUCGGACUUGUGGAGUGCCAUAUGUGAGGAGGGCACCCACCGUGUCCCUUCCCCCUGCCAGAUCAAGCUCGCUCAGUCGGAGGUGGAUCAUGACUGUAUGCUCCUCAUCCUCGUCGGCGAGAGAGAUCCUGCUACAGAUAUGCUCCAGGAGUCCCACUGGGAAAAGUUCGGAAUAAAAUCCCUCAAACGGGGGAGCGUGAGGAACCACCAGGACUUUUCUCAGAAGACCCUCAUUGCCUUGGUCACAUCUGGACUCAUGCUGGCCUUCCUGGGCUUGGCUGGAUACUUCCUGAUGAAGCGGCGGAGCUGGAGCCCAGCAGGAGAGAGGCUGGCUGAAGACCCCUAUUACCCAGAAAACGGCAGCCAGGGAAACACGAUGCUGAUGAUCCCUCCCCAGGAGCAACCGGAGCUGCAGGAGAAGCCAAACCUCAACGGCGGCACUCAGGAGAAUGGGACUGGCCAAGCAUCCUCCAAGAACGGGCACUCGGGCCGGCAGCAGAGCCCCGCUGACACCGAAAUGUGAACCAGGCUGCAGGUGCAUCCAUCCUUAGUGUGAACCAGGAGGGGAGCAGAGACAGGGGAGGGCAGGAGUUUUCUAUGGACAGCUAGGGAAUUGCAGACCUUUUAUUGCUACUAUUCUUAUUCCUGUGAAGAACUUCCAAAUCAGCCUAAAGCACAUGAAGCGCCAAAGACCUGCUGCUCUGCCUCCUCCUCCUCCUUCUCCCACUGACCACACAGGGCACUUCUUUGCAGCUCUUUGUCUGCUUUUGGUGUUAGAAUAACGUGAGAAAUGCAAGUGCCCUUCGUCCUGGAAGCUUUUAAGCAGAGGCAGACUCAAGGUCCGGAAGCUUUGAGCCAGACUUGAAGCAGCCAAAAGUUUUGGUGGCAGCGUGUUAGGCUGAUUAACGCAGUUAAAUUGGGAUUUCAGUGACAAAAGCCUUCCAGGUUUCAGAUGAUUUCCGUUAUCAGAGUUGUUUUUAAUCUCGUCUUUAUGUGUAAGUGCAGGAUUUAUUCUUUUCUUUUAAGAACGUGAGGCAUUUAAUCCCCCUUCUUGUGCUUUAGGUCUCCUUUAGUAUUUCCUACUCCAGCAGAAUUUGCUGAAGCUCUGUGUAAAACAUUGAACAUGGAUGUGAAGGCUGAAAUGUGAACAGACCUCAAACUUGUUUCUUUUUCAACCUCACCAGUAGUUGCUUUACAGUAAAGAUCUCCCCCAGUCUCUCCAUGUCAGGGACUGGAGAUAGCAGUUUGACAAGGCAGAGCCAGCAAGCAAUGAGAUGGCAAACACCUGAUGUGGCUGUAGGUGGCUCUGCAGAUGCUGGGGUUGGAUGUCCCACCACCCUCCCUCCCGACACGGGGGGCUUUGGGAAUAAAUGAUGCCAAAGGGCUCCCAGUGGGAUGAGCACUAGACCCAGACCUGGCUCUGCUCCGGGUGUUUCUCCCUCUGCAUCAGCAGCAGGUACAUGAACAAAAAGAGGUGGGUUUUUAACUUCAGUAAGUGAAGACUAACAGCAGGAGCAGCUCUUCCCCAGCUCCGUGCUGCCCAAGCUGCA